Notothenia coriiceps (black rockcod) is the source of this 4986-nucleotide messenger RNA. Its product is annotated as neuron navigator 1-like. Gene Ontology annotation, molecular function: ATP hydrolysis activity; ATP binding. The annotation marks the transcript as partial. The transcript is spliced from 13 exons. The record is from RefSeq and is a predicted model, not a curated record. Gene Ontology annotation, cellular component: microtubule cytoskeleton; axon initial segment. Lineage: Eukaryota; Metazoa; Chordata; Actinopteri; Perciformes; Nototheniidae. Gene Ontology annotation, biological process: neurogenesis; microtubule bundle formation; neuron migration.
UUGCGCAGCUCCUUCAACAAAGCCUUUAGUAAGAAGGGCUCCAAGCAGUCAGGGCCAUACGCUGACAUUGAGGAAAUUUCCACCCCAGAAUCCUCUGCACCUUCCUCCCCCAAAGUGCACUAUGGUGGAGACAAAACCUCAUUGUCCAUGAAAUCCUCAGCCUCUGCAUCAUCGUCAGGACUCUGUGAGGAAGGCGAGGAAGGCGAGGAGGGCGAAGAGUGCGAUGAGGGCGAUGAAAAGGUUGUAACAGGACUGCGCACAGAGCUGUGGGAAAAGGAGCGCAAACUGACAGACAUCCGGCUGGAGGCUCUGAGCUCGGCCCAUCAGCUGGAGCAGCUGCAGGACGCCAUGAGCAGCAUGCAGUCGACAGUGGAGAACCUGAAGGCCGAGAACGACCAUCUGAAGACAGGCAGUCUGUCCCCCUGUCCGUCUCCGGGCCCCUCCAGCUCCGUCUCCCAGUCCUCAGGUCUCACUGCUCUGGGAAGUUCAUCACCUCGGCAGUCCGUAGCCAUGCACAUGCCCAAAAGCUACAGCAGAGGGCUGAGUGAGGGGGGCAGCUCAGACCUUUACUCUGCAGAUACCCUCAGUCUCUCCUCACAGAGGGAUGAUCACCGUGUUAGGGUGGUGAUAUGUGUUGCAGAUUUACGCGUCUUCAAAGAUGAGGUUAAGCAGCAGGAUUUCUUCGUCGGGACGGUCCGGGUGAACGGCCGGAUGGACUGGCCCAUGCUGGACUCGGCUGUCAGCCAGGCCUUCAAGGUGUACAUUGCCAAGGUGGACCCCAAUUCUAGUGUGGGCCUCUCUACAGACUCAAUCUACAGUUACAGCAUGGGCCACAUUAAGAGAGUGCUGGGAGGAGAAGUUCCAGAAACGCAGCCCUCUCGCUGCAUGUCCCGAGGCCCCAGCAGCAUCACAGUGGCCCUGAAAGGUUUGAAGGAGAAGUGUGUGGACAGCCUUGUUUUCGAAACCCUCAUUCCCAAACCCAUGAUGCAACACUACAUCAGUCUGCUGCUCAAACACCGCCGCCUCAUCCUCUCUGGGCCGAGCGGGACGGGUAAGAGCUACCUGGCCUCCCGGCUGGCUGAGUACCUGGUGGACCGCAGCGCCCGCGAGGUCACCGACGGCAUUGUGAUGACCUUCAACAUGCACCGCCAGUCCUGCAAGGAUCUGCAGCUUUAUCUUUCCAACCUGGCCAAUCAAAUCGAUCGGGAAAGCAGCGUGUCAGAAAUACCGCUGGUCGUUAUUCUGGAUGAUAUUCAUGCACCUGGUUCACUCAGCGAACUUGUAAACGGGGCUCUCACCUGCAAAUAUCACAAAUGUCCUUACAUUAUUGGAACAAGCAACCAGCCGGUGAAGAUGAUACCGAACAAUGGCCUCCAUCUCAGCUUCAGGAUGGUGACCUUCUCCAAUAACGUGGAACCGGCCAAUGGCUUCCUGGUGCGCUAUCUGCACAGGAAGCUGAUGGAGUCGGAGGAUGAGAAGAACUUGACCAACGAGGACCUGAUCAGGGUGUUGGACUGGGUGCCCAAACUGUGGUAUCACCUGCACGCCUUCCUGGAGAAGCACAGCACGUCCGACUUCCUUAUCGGCCCCUGCUUCUUCCUGUCGUGUCCUGUCACGGUUGAUGAGUUUCGAUCGUGGUUCAUUGACCUUUGGAACCACUCUAUUAUUCCUUACCUGCAAGAGGGGGCGAAGGACGGCAUCAAGGUCCACGGGCAGAAGGCGGUAUGGGAGGACCCGGUGGAGUGGGUGAGGGGCACGCUGCCUUGGCCGUCUGCCCAGCAGGACCAGGCCAAGCUGUUCCACUUGCCCCCCCCCAGCAUCGGCUCCAGCAGCCCCGGGCAGCCCUGCGAGGAGAGGCCUCACAAGGAGACUCCACCCAGCUCCAUGGAAUCUGAUCCACUGAUGGCAAUGCUUUUGAAACUUCAAGAGGCCGCCAAUUACAUUGAGUCCCCAGACAAAGAAGACCCUAGUCUGCCUAAACUUUGAACACAAAGUUUUCACUCAGCACUUCAAAUGUACAGGUUUUUUUGUUGUUGUGUCCACUGUGAUGCAGUGCACGUUCAGGAACAAACAAUCCCACAGAAAAAUCAUUCCCACAGUAGGUUGAAAGUAUAACUGCAAAAUUCCAAAUCCUUUUAUUACAUACAGUAUUUUCAAACGACUGUUCAUACGUAUUGAAUGAAACACUAUAUAGUAUUCCUUUAGUGUAUAGUUGACUGGAUGACAUUCACUUUAGUACCAACACAUUAGCACUCAUUACCCUUAGGUGCUAAUAGAUCACUAAUUGUCUCAGUGUUUAGAGUUCAGGUGAUUUCUGCAACAGCAUACAUGCAUCAUGGGAUGUGUGGUGUUUGUCAACAGGAGAUAUCCUCAAUCAUGGUGACUCAUUUUGGAAAAGAGUAUGACAGCAUGACAGAUGCUACUAUUUAUUGCACAGUUAUUUGGUACAUAUCUACUGUAUGUGUCUUUGAAGGCCAAAAUCGUAUACAUAUGCAAUGUUAACUUAGCAACCAGAGCAGGUGAAUCGGUUAAAAUGCCUUAACAACAAAGACGUCACCUCAAUUUCAGCAGAGGAUACCGGUGCUUUUAUAAGAUAUCAUCCCAGCUAAAAAGGUCAGGAAUCAGUUAUUUCCUCAACUUCAUCCUUUUUUAGACAUUAUAGGAUCAAUUAUUAGUAUACUUUUUUCACGUAGUUUAACAUCCUCUUUAUCAGUUAAAUGGCUUUAACUUUUUUUUUAUAUAUAUUUGCUGUCAUACUCUUUUUUGCUUAAAAAAAACCUAUUUAUUAGUGAUGUGAGUUUUGUCGCUGCGCAGUACCAUACUAUAUUUUUCAAGCACUUAAUUUAGCUUUAUGAAGUGUCACCAAUGUUGCCAUGUAUAUCAGGUAUUAGAUACUUAUUACACAGGGAUAACACAACACACACUCUUUGAUUAAGCAGAUUAAACUAUUUGAAUCUAAACCAGAUUUAUUUUAUAGGAAAGAGUACAUUUGUUUCAAAUCUUUUCCCCCAUAUUCAGAGUAGCUAGUGUAUAUAUGAUGUAAAUACAAUCAGGCUACAUCACAGCUAUUUCAUCUAUAUUAGUUGGUGCAAAUAUCUUAUAUACUGAACCAAAUACUGUUCUUUAAUCAUGCUUCUCGACUGCCAUGGUAGUGGUUUAAGUUCAACUCUGAAUGUAGAGAAAACACGUAUACAAAUUGAACAUCAUCAAUCAUCUUUUAGGUGCUUUUAAAAGAAGCCUUAUCACAAAGCUCCACUGCAACACCAUGUCUGAGUAGAGUGACUUUAAAGCUACCUAGGCCCAUUUUCAGAUUUAAUGUCAUUAUCAUCAUUAAGUUAUGGUGCUCUUGAACAACGUCCCAAAUUGCUUUAGUGUUGAAUAAAGAUCACAUAGACUUUUCAGGGUAGGUUAAACAAGUGUUGUGUGUCCUACAGUAGAACUUUCAAACACUUAGGUCAUGUGAAAAAGACCUUGAAGAUAAUUUGGAUAUGUUGAAGACAUUAAGUAGAGAUAGGCAAGUCAUGUGUGACAUUGUAUGGUACAUCCAUGUUGGUGUCAAAGUGAAACUGGAGAGUAGUUGUUCCAAGGCCAAAAGGAAAAGAUUUUAACACUUUUUAAGGUACUUUGUGUAGAUUGUGUAUGUAAAAGAUAAGCCCUAAUGGAGUAAUGGCAGACAGUAGUUGUGCAAGUGUUGUCAAAACAUUUCACCUGUUCAUUUCAGGUGCUCAGACUUAACUUCACAUGUACAUAAAUCCUGUAAAUGAAUGUCAGACCACUUUUAUGACAGCUCAAUAAGAAAGUUAAACGUUUUAAAUGCUAUCUGAGCUGCUUUAUUCUUGCACAGUUAGGCUGAUAACAAAACUUCAAGCUAAUCUGCACCUCUGAUUGGUCUCAAAAGAAAUGAAUGAAUUAAGGACAAGGAGCGAAAAGAUGCCAAAUGGACAGUGAUCCUCAAACUGGUCACAUGGGACUAAUGUCAGUUACUGUAAAUAUUUCAGGUGUUAGACAUAACCAGCCCUGGUCUGUUUCUGCAGGUUCCUAAAGCCAUCAGCUCGAGCUUCUCAUCUCAUUCACUUGUUGUUGUGCCUGUUGCUCUGUAGUAGCUGUUAAUUGUGUUCGCUUACUAGUGUAUCAGGACUAUGCAGCAACUUCAGGUCUGUCUUUGAGUUUUCAUUUGGACCAAAUUGCAACACAGGACAAAAGUGAAAGCUUGUAUUAAGCAGGAGCCUUAAAGAGAGGACGAUGGUUUGGCGUUGCAUUGAAAACAGGGUAGAUGUACGUAGGUAAAGAAAUUAAGCAGUUUGGAAGCUGUGAUGUGUGUUUUGUCCUUGAUGAAUGGCAACAAAAGUGUCAUAACUGGACUUAUAAAUGGUCAAAUGACGAUAAACAAUUUAACAAAAAGGUUUAAAAAUCGAAUGAUGAGACUGAAAUCAGCACUUCACUGUUUGAAUAGUUAAUUUUAUGUAGAAUCAGAUCAGAAGGCCAAUACAGGUUGCUGAAUAGUCAUAUUUUUGCAAAAGCUUGUUGUGGACUAAGAUGAAAAAAAAAAAAUGUAUGCAGUAUCUAAUGUCAAUGACGUGGAAAUGUCAAGGGUUCCUAAGUGUUGUAAAUGCAUGUAAACUUGCUGUGUGAUGAGAAAAAAAAGUUAACAAUAAUGUAGGCUAUUGUUUAGGAAAUUCAUGCUAGAUAAUGUUUUCCUUUGUAAUACUCAAAAUAUUUGAUAUUUCUUUCCUUCUUUUUCUAAAGAAUCCUUUGUAAAACUUAAUUUCUCUAUUUUGUACAGGGCAUCAUUGUAAAGAUUGUAAAUAGGGCAGCAUUCUGGAUGCGGCAACAAUCAUUGAGGAGGGGGAACAAACAAAAAAUCAUCCUUGAGAAAAAAUGUUUAUUUCUUCAGAGUGGGUCCAAAACAUGAAUAAGGCAUGUUUCUGAAGGCUUUCAUCCACCUAUCACUGGUCGUUGGAGUCAAUAAAAUACAUGUUAUAUUUA